Molecule: messenger RNA, 996 nt
Organism: Dentiscutata erythropus
Lineage: Eukaryota; Fungi; Glomeromycota; Glomeromycetes; Diversisporales; Gigasporaceae
Source: the annotation of a GenBank genome assembly
AUGAAUCCUAAUAGGAAUGGAAAAGUUGAUUCUUCUACUGCUCGGCCUGCCUUGCCUUCUUUGUCUGCAGAACUGAUUUUAUUAGAGCCUUAUAAUUAUCUCUUGUCUCAUCCUGGAAAAGAAAUGAGAAGCAAGUUAAUCGAGGCUUUCGACCAUUGGCUUAAUGUACCCAAAGAUAAAUUAUCCGCUAUUACCGCUGUGGUUGAAAUGUUGCAUACUGCUAGUUUAUUAAUGGAUGAUGUAGAAGACGGUUCUGUUUUACGCCGUGGUGUUCCUGGUGACUUUUAUAUCUUGUUAAUUUUACAUAAUAACUUUAUAAAUAACCCUCACUUUAUUAUAGUUGCUCAUUCAAUAUACGGUGUGCCUGCAACUAUAAAUUGUGCGAACUACGUUUAUUUCCUUGUUUUACAUGAACUUACAAAAUUUGAUAAUCCAAAAAUGCUCAAGAUUUAUACAUCUGAAUUACUAAAUUUGCAUCGUGGUCAAGGAAUGGAAUUAUACUGGAGAGAUACAUUGACAUGCCCUUCGGAAGCUGAAUUCAUUGAUAUGGUUUCAAAUAAAACUGGUGGUCUGUUAAGAUUGGCUGUUAGACUUAUGCAACAGUGUAGUGAGUCAAAAACUGAUUACGUACCACUUGUAGAUGAUAUUGGCAUCCAUUUUCAAAUUCGUGAUGAUUACAUGAAUUUAAAAUCUAAAAUGUAUACUGACAGCAAAGGUUAUUGUGAAGACUUAACAGAAGGAAAAUUCUCUUUCCCUAUUAUACAUUCAAUUAAUACUGAUCAUAAUGAUCGAAGACUAAUCAAUAUUUUGAAGCAGCAUACAAAUUCUAUUGAGUUAAAGCAAUUUGCUGUCAAUAUAAUGAAUGAAACUGGUUCUUUUGAAUAUACCCGUAAUUAUUUAGAAAAGACUGAAAAAAUGGUACGAGAAAAAAUUGAAAAAUUAGGUGGAAAUAUUAUAUUGGAAAAAAUAAUGAAUCUUUUAAGGAUUGAUUUGUGA